AUGUCAAACCGGAUGUUGACAUUGAUGGACCAGUUCUGGGAAUCAGGUCUCUUAGCAGCUAAAUUGCUAAUAGAGUCAGGACUGAAUGUAAUUGUGUUAGAAGCUCGAGAUCGAGUUGGUGGGCGAACUUUCACUGUAAAGAACAGCAAAGCAAAAUAUGUAGAUCUUGGUGGUGCUUAUGUUGGACCGACUCAAAACAGAAUUAUAAGAGUCGCCAAAGAACUUGGAGUGGAAACAUAUAAAGUAAAUGAAGAACAACGUCUCAUUCAUUAUGUUAAGGGUAAGUCAUAUGCCUUUAAAGGUUCCUUUCCUCCAAUGUGGAACCCAAUUGUCUACCUGGAUUAUAAUAAUCUGUGGAGAACCAUGGAUGAAAUGGGGAAGGAGAUUCCUAAUGAUGCUCCAUGGAAUGCACCACAUGCCGAGGAAUGGGACAAAAUAACGAUGAAAGAACUUAUUGACAAAUUAUGCUGGACUACCACAGCUAAGAAUUUUGCAACACUUUUUGUGAAUGUGAAUGUAACAUCAGAACCUCAUGAAGUCUCUGCACUUUGGUUCUUGUGGUAUGUAAUGCAGUGUGGAGGAACUACAAGAAUUUUUUCAACAUCUAAUGGUGGACAGGAGAGAAAGUUUGUUGGUGGAGCAGGACAGAUUAGUGAAAAGAUAGCAGAACGUCUACAAGGUCGUGUGAAACUGCAGCGGCCUGUAGUGCGUGUUGAUCAAUCUGCGGAAAACAUUACAGUAGAAACUGUCAAUCAUGAAAUAUAUGAGGCCAAAUACGUUAUCAGUGCCAUUCCACCCACUCUUUGUCUUAAAAUUAAUUUUAAUCCUGGUUUGCCUCCACUAAGAAAUCAGCUAAUUAGUCGUGUUCCUAUGGGCUCAGUAAUAAAGUGCAUGGUUUAUUACAAGGAAGCCUUCUGGAGGAAGAAAGAUUAUUGUGGGACCAUGAUUAUUGAAGAUGAAGAAGCACCAAUUGGUCUAACCCUUGAUGAUACAAAACCUGAUGGCACAGUGCCUGCUAUAAUGGGAUUCAUACUUGCCCGCAAGUCAAGGAGAUUAGCUAAUCUUACAAAAGAUGAACGAAAAAGAAAGAUCUGUGAGCUGUAUGCGAGAGUAUUGGACUCCGAGGAAGCUUUACAUCCGGUACAUUAUGAAGAAAAGAACUGGUGUGAGGAGCAGUAUUCUGGGGGCUGCUAUACAGCUUAUUUUCCACCCGGAAUCCUGACUCAAUAUGGAAGGGUUCUCCGACAACCUUUUGGUCGAAUCUUCUUUGCUGGCACAGAGACAGCCACUGAGUGGAGUGGAUAUCUUGAAGGAGCAAUCCAAGCUGGAGAAAGGGCUGCCAGAGAGAUCUUAUUUGAAUUGGGAAAGAUUUCAGAAAGUGAUAUAUGGAUGCCAGAGCCACAGUCAUUGGAUAUUCCAGCCACUCCAAUUACAACUACAUUUUGGGAAAGAAACUUGCCAUCUGUGGGUGGUUUACUGACGCUUGUUGGAUUUUCUGCAUUUGUAACAUCAACAGUGGUUUUAGGUCUGACGGUUUGCAAAAAAGGACUUCUCAUUCGGAAUUAA
Bufo bufo (common toad) is the source of this 1566-nucleotide messenger RNA. Its product is annotated as amine oxidase [flavin-containing]-like. Gene Ontology annotation, molecular function: oxidoreductase activity. The record is from RefSeq and is a predicted model, not a curated record. Lineage: Eukaryota; Metazoa; Chordata; Amphibia; Anura; Bufonidae. The transcript is spliced from 15 exons. The coding region runs from base 1 to 1566 and encodes 521 amino acids.